CCACGGCGGAGGGAAAAAAGUAGCUCCUGGCUAUGAAAAAAAGUAAGUAAGACGCAGAGAGAGGGUCGAGUCAAAAAUCAGUAAGAAAAAAAGGGCGAGAAGACCUGAAACUGGCUCUGAUCUGAGACUGACAAUGGUUUGAGCUUUACCGCGCUGAUAUCCGCGGUUUAGACCAGCAGAAGAGCUCGUUUUAACUUUCUAUCGUUUGACUUUGAGUGGUAAACUCAGCAACCGAAGGCGGCUGCGGAAGGAAAGACUGAGCAAGCCAUGUCGUCAGAGGAGGAGAGAUAUAAGCUGGUGGUGGUGGGCGGAGGUGGUGUAGGGAAAAGUGCACUGACCAUCCAAUUCAUCCAGUCUUACUUUGUGUCCGACUAUGACCCCACCAUUGAGGAUUCCUACACCAAAAUCUGCACAGUGGACGGGAAGGAGACGCGAUUAGACAUUCUGGACACAGCAGGUCAAGAAGAAUUUGGAGCAAUGAGGGAACAGUAUAUGCGCUCCGGAGAGGGCUUUCUACUGGUCUUUGCCCUGAAUGACAGUGGCAGUUACAAUGAAAUCCAGAAGUUUCACACUCAGAUUCUGCGAGUAAAGGAUCGAGACGACUUCCCGAUGGUCCUCGUUGGCAACAAAUCAGAUCUGGAUCAGCACAGAGUGGUCUCCAGAGAAGAGGCCAUGGGGUUUGCCAGGGAAAACCGGAUCCACUAUAUGGAGUCAUCAGCUAAGAACCGCCACAAUGUGGACGAAGCUUUUCUGGAGGUGGUUCGAGCAAUAAGAAAAUUUCAGGAGACAGAAAGUCCUCCUAUGCUCAUGAAUUCCCCUAGUAAGCAGCGAAAGGGCUGUCCCUGCUCCAUCCUCUGACUGCGUGUCCACACUGUUGCCAUGGAGACUGAAGCCCCACCCUCUUGUCUGGUGCCUUAUAUGUCUGCACUGUGUGUGUGUGCUUAACAGAGUGUGUGUGUGUGUGUGUGUGUGUGUGAAUGAAGGAAUGAAUGAAAUGAGAGAGACUGUCCAUAACUGCUUAUGGAGCGGCAUUAUAUGUGCCCAGCGCAAGUGAACAAGUGUGUGUGUGUGUGUGUGUGUGUGUGUAAGCCUGAAUGCUUUAAUUGUAGUAGUAGCGGGUGCAUACAUGGUUAACGUGGGACGUGAUUGUCUUUGUGAGCAGCAGAGUUUUUUGUGUUUCUCGUCUGCACUUUUUUAUUUUAUAUCAACUACGUUUUAGAAUAUUUCUCUCUUUUGACAAAUGUAAUGAAUUUCCAUAUAUUAAGGGUGUUAAUGGUACACAAAAGUCACAGAUAGGUUUAUACUGUGGUUUGGAGCUCAUGAUUCAUGAAGUAGAAAAUUGUGGAAGUUAAGAGUUUGUUCCUUCUAGUGUGGUAUCGUGCCCUCUUGAGGUGGUCAGUACAGCCUGUUAGCUAAGCUGUUAAUUUUUGAUGGGUUUUCACACACACAUCCUAUAACUGUGUAACAACACUGGCAUUAUUUCAUAAAAUUUGAGUCAGUAAUUUUCAUCCAGAGUGUGUGAAUGGCUCUUGUUAGGGCUGCACUGUAUAAUUCAUGGGCCGAUUUCAGGUUUCGGCAUCGUCAUUGUAAUGUGGGCAUGCGCAGUAGUCACAUCAAUGAACAUACAAUUAAGGCAAAUUAAAUUAGAUAACAUUUUGUAAAGUGUUAUAAAAUUUCUGCUGCUUGAUAUGAGGGCAUAUACCAGAGACAGAUAAUAUUUGCCCACUAUAACUAAAUUAUUAGAUUUUAUUCCCGUUUUAAAUACAGAGAGUGCAUUUUAUUAUUAUCAUUACAUAUUUAAAAGUUGUCUUUUGGUGCAAAUCCCUGAAUUUGUUAUAUCACGUAAUAUAUUUCACAUAAACACCUAUUGCAAUGUCAGUUUUCUUCCAAUAUCAUGUAGACUUACUUCUUGUACGAUGUACACACAGUCCUUGGAUGCGUUGACAUUAUUGGGCUGAUAAAGCUGCUUUAUUGGUUUAUUAUAUAUCAAGUGUCCUUGCUAGAUCAUAUCAGGAGUGAAGCAUUGCUCAAUAGCAUCAGCAUCAAUUAUUUAUUAUUAUUUUUUUUUUACCAAACCUGCAUUCACCUCCUCAUGUAAGCCUGUUAACCAGCUGUGCCUAAAGGGAACAAGAUAAAACUAUUUUAAGCUCUGAAUAUGUGAAGAGAUCUAGUCCAGAAUUUAGCACAAUUUAGCACAGUGCAGUUUUGCAGUUUAUCCCUAUUUUAAAGCAGUAGUCUGGCCAAGCUUAGCCUAAAUGCAGUCAAUACAGUUGAUGUUAUGGUUAACAGCUGGCUAUACAGUAACAGAAACCAUGUUAGCAAGUGUUUUAGAGAUUAAAGAAACAUCUCCUCACAUUUUCAAGAAGCAUAAUUAUUUUGAAAAGCAUUUUGAGGCAUGCUGAUUGGGGAUUUGUUGGGUAUUAGGCUCCAUAGGUUGUUUGCUACUUUAGCCUCAUAGCUCCAGUGCAAAGGUAAAAGGGAAAAUCUGCCUUAUGUUUUACCACAUUAUGGCUUCACCACAAUUAAACUGGUAUGUUGGUGCAGCUCUGGUCGUUUUAGCUGAGGGUGCGCAAUAUAUUGUUGCAUAAUAAUAAUCAACAUAAUAAUAUUGGUGGCUUUAACCAAACCAAUCACAGUGUUUUGAUUGAUUGAUUGUACUUGACCAAUCACAAUUCCAAUUACUUAUAUAUACUUACAUAUAUAUUUAUAUAUAUAUAUAUAUAUCACAAAGCUUAUUACAAUAACAGUAUGUAAAAGUAUAAUCAUAAUCAAUAAUAGUAUUUUUUUGUCAGCAUCAUGCAGCCGUUAUGUAAACUGUGUCUGAGAUGUCAUUAGUUUGAGCUCAUUUCAAGCGAAAACUGAGCUCACAUCCAUCAGUUUUGCAUUCAUUACAGCUCAGUCUGAUCCUGAAAUGAGGGAGGACAGAUUGAAUGUGGUUUCCACACAAAUCACUCCCUGUACUGUGCGAAAGGCAUCUGAGGAAAUGAUUAUGCAAAGCUAUUUAUCUGGGCAAAUUGAGUUUGUUUUCUCAGAUAUUAGAAUAAGCACAAACAAAUGCACAGUACAUUGAUGUUGUUGAGUGUGUGAGUGUGUGUUAGCUUAUCAAAUUUCCAGCACUCUCCAGGAGGAAGGAGGCCAGUGUUCCAAGAUCUAGUUCUUGUGCGAUAUCUAUUUUAUCUAAUCAGUCCUUCACUGUAGUAAACCAAGUGAGCUGCUGGUGGUGAAACGGAGAAGCCAGUGUUCUUCAAACCAACAUUUUAAUCAAUUUACUAAACAACAGCUCAUUUUGAAAAUUGACUUAAUAAUAAACCCAAAUAAAUAUAGAGUUGUACGGGUCCAAGAAAACACAACAUUCAAUUCUCAAAUAAAAAUAGUUUUUAAAAUGCUAUGUAUGUUUGAGUUAAAUGAAUAACAAUAUUUUAUUCUAUUAACUGCAGACAACAUUUCUCCCAAAUUCCAAAUAAAAAUAUUGUCUUUUAGAGAGCUCAGAAAUCAAAUAUAUUCGGUGGAAUAACCCUGUUUUGUAAUUACAGUUUACAUGCAUCUUGGCAUGUUCUCCUCCACCAGUCUUACACACUGCUUUUGGAUAACUUUAUGCCACUCCUGGUGCAAAAAUACAAGCAGUUCAGUUUGGUUUGAUGGCUUGUGAUCAUCUUCCUCUUGAUUAUAUUCCAGAGGUUUUCAAUUUGGUAAAAUCAAAGAAACUCAAAUUUUAAGUGGUCUCUUAUUUUAGUGAUAAAAUAAAACUUCACCAAUUCAUUGUCACAUUCUGCAACAUUCAGUACAUGAAAACGUAAACAGUAAUGUAGAGCAUUUUUGGUUUAUUCUGAAGAAACAUACUGACCCAGAUAAUGGGUGGCAGUUUUGUCCACAGUCUCCAUGUUGGCCCCACAUGUCAGUAAAUGUCAGCGAUGGCCACCAUGUGUCAUAGGUUGUACUCAACACAUGAGGUCUAGAUGGGAGCCGUGUGAGAUUAAUGUAGGGUGAUGAAUGAUGGUGCCCAUUUGGGGCGGCUGACUGGGACCAACACGUGUACAAACCCACUCAGAACCCAUGUUCCAAAGUGAUGUUAUAUGAAAUCACAUGUAAGCUAGGCCUGACACAAUAAUUGGGUUAUUUUCUGAUAAUAAUUAAAUAUAAACUCAAUAAUAAUGUUAGCUGACUGUGAUCUUGCCUAUUAUGUUUUUUUUUAGCAAGGAGAACUUGUUUACAUGAUUUAGCCAUUAUUUCAACUUUUAUAUAAAAAAAAGGAGGGGGUCAUUUUAUUUAUGAUUUAUUUUAGUUUUUUUCAAAAGGAUGCAAUUGUAUUAAAUCUAUUCAUAUUACAUCAUUCUAUCGUCUUAAAGUGACAAUCAUCAUUUAUUGCAAUAAUUUCUGGGAAAAUAUAUUAUCAGAACAAAAAUAGUAUUUGUAAUUGUCUAUUAUAAUGUUAUAUAAAUGUGUUUAAGGCCAAAACAUUAAUUUUAUUUUUGUUUAGGAAUAUUUUCCUGCGCCACACCCUGCAUAAAGCUGUAUGAAAGUUUUUUUAAAAGGACAUUUUAAUCACUUUUUACUGCCCAACAGCUCAUUCUAACAAUUGACUUUAUAUUUCUGUGGGUUUAUAAAUUUAUUAAUGUUAUAUAAAUUUGUACAGGGCCAGAACACAACAUUCAGUACUCACGUAAAUAGCUUUAAAAAAUGCUCUUCACGAUUUUAAUUUUUAUCAAGAAAAGGGGAUUUUAUUUUAUUUUAUUUAUUUUUAGGAUUCUUUAAAAUAAUUCAACUGUAUUGUUGCGUCUAUUACUAUUACAUCAGUCUUAAAUUAGAGGCAUAAAAUGGUCUUAAAGUGACAAAAUCAUCAUUUAUUGCAAUAAUUUCUGGGAAAAUAUAGUAUCAGAACAAAAAUAGUUAUCGUGACUGGUCUAUUGCCAGCAUCUCUAAUAUAACAAAAAUAUUAUUUCCAUUUCGAAGGAGGGAAAAGUUUUCUUUAGGGACUGUUUUGCCGCACCACACCCUGCAUGUGUGGAACUGUUUGGAAGUGUUUUACAGGGAAAUUUAUCCCAAAUCAUUUUCUCAACCAUUCUUAAUCAUAUUUCUCUAGAAGUGCUUCACAACAAACACAAACUUAGUUUACAUUUUAUCCAACAUAGUUAAAUCUCCCUUUUAUUUUAUUGUUUUUUUUAUUACAUGCAUUUUAUAAAGAGAGGAAUAAGAUGAAACCGUAGUGUUGGGCUUCUGGCUCCACUAGCAGUAUAAUUUUUGUAUUCAUAUAAACCAAAGAUCAUGAUGUUUAUGUUUGCACACCUUGGUCCUAACAAACAGUUAUAAAAGUAGUUUGACACUAAAGUAGGUUAUUUGUGCCUUUUUGUACUGUAGCUCUGGGGGUGGGUGUUUUAUGUGUGUCUGAAUAAGGGUGUGUAUGCACGUGUGUUUGUGUGUGGGCGUGUUUGUUGGAGAACAGUUGUAUGUGGCUGUGUGAAGGUACUUGUACUUUGUGCAUUUUGCAGAGCGUUGUGUGUAAAAGCUUGUGCUGUUUUUGUUUAAUUCGCUUUAAGCCUAUUUGAUUUACUUGAUCAGUAUAGAGUGAUUUGUACGCAACAGCCAAAUGCAAUGUACUUCAAACUUAGCAGACCUGCAAUGUUAGACAAUAUAUGGCUAUUCUUUUUGUACACACCAGAGGGUGCCAUACACUUUAGAAUUGAAAUAGACUGAUCAGAACCGUUUUUAGUAUGAAGAGUCUGGAGGAGAUGCAUUGUUUAACAUCAUUUGAAAUAGUCUCCUAUAUAUAUGUAUGUAUAAGUCCUGUCAUUUCAUGUAAAUCAAACUCUUUAUAUCAAUGGCUCUGAAUGGACACCAGUCUGUCAUACUUCAUUUAGGCUUCCAUUAUACAAUGUUGACAUUUUUAUACUGAAAUUGAUCUAAACAACUUUUUUUGUACACAAAUAAAAAGUAUUUACUUACGCCUGA
Messenger RNA from Astyanax mexicanus (Mexican tetra), 5946 nucleotides. RefSeq names its product RAS related (gene rras). Gene Ontology annotation, cellular component: plasma membrane. NCBI's taxonomy places the organism in Eukaryota, Metazoa, Chordata, Actinopteri, Characiformes, Acestrorhamphidae. The transcript is spliced from 7 exons. Gene Ontology annotation, biological process: signal transduction. The coding region runs from base 268 to 858 and encodes 196 amino acids. Gene Ontology annotation, molecular function: GDP binding; GTP binding; GTPase activity. The record is from RefSeq and is a predicted model, not a curated record.